UCAGUCAAGCCUCCAGCCUACCAGCAGCUAGAUGUAGUUAGAAAAUUAGAUGGAAUAGUUAGAUUCUACAGUUGUUGGUUGUCGUUUGGUUGGUGUUGAAUGAAAAAUCCGAAGUGAGAGUCCGAAAAAAAUGACAAAUAAUUAUGUGAUUUUCGAUUGUGAUAUUGGCAACGAUGAUGCCUGGGCCUUGGUUAUGCUAAUCAAAGCAGAGAGAUUUUUACAAAAACUGGCACACAAUAAGAGGAAAAUAAGUGGGGUCCGUGACCCAUUUAAGAUACUUGGUGUUACUUGUGUUCGAGGAAAUACCGAUGUCGAUAAUGGUGUCAGGAAUGCCUUGCGUGUUUUGGAUGCUAUGGACCGAUUGGAUAUACCUGUCUAUAGGGGUUGUGAAAAUGCCAUAAUACCACCCAAUUUCGAACACAAACAUUUUCAUGGCCAGGAUGGAUUUGGAGAUGUGCCAAAUUUACCUCAAGUAACAAAGGUGGAGGCUCAAGCCGAACAUGCUGUAAAUAUGAUGUAUUCCAGUGUUUGUAGGCAUCCAAACCAGAUCGACUUCAUUUUGAUUGGACCCCUUACAAAUUUUGCAGUGUGCAUUAAUAUGUAUGGCAGGGAGUUUUUGGAUAAAGUUCGGGAUAUCUACAUAAUGGGUGGAAAUUACAGAGGCAAAGGCAACGUAACCAAAAGUGCUGAAUUCAAUUUUCGUUUGGACCCAGAGGCGGCUCAUAUUGUGUUGGAAAGCGUUAGCAAGCCCAUGAUGGUGGUGCCAUGGGAAACCUGCAUCGAUGGUGAAAUGAAUUUUGAUGCGAGUUGGCGUUUUGAGAUCCUCUCGAAAGUGGAUUCAAAAAUCAUGCAUCUUAUGAACAUUGUGGAGAAUGCCUUCCUUCGUCCCUUGGCUUAUGCGAAAUGGAUAAUUUGUGAUGCAGUCCUGGUGGCAACCUUUUUAUUUCCCGAUAUUGUAAUCGCUAAAAGUCGUUUAUAUCAUAGCACAGUGGAGUUGAUGGGCCAUCAUACCCGUGGUCAAAUGGUCCUUGACCAUAAGAGAAAGGAUGAAGGAAAUACACGAAUAAUUAUGUCCGUACACAAGGAUAAUUAUCGACAAAUUAUUGCCUGGACUGGAGGUCUACUGGAUGAUGAAGAUAUGGAAAAGUUAUUGUGUCAAUAAAGUGAAUAUCAUAUUU
Messenger RNA from Musca domestica (house fly), 1178 nucleotides. Its product is annotated as nucleoside hydrolase-like. The record is from RefSeq and is a predicted model, not a curated record. The transcript is spliced from 5 exons. Lineage: Eukaryota; Metazoa; Arthropoda; Insecta; Diptera; Muscidae. The coding region runs from base 131 to 1162 and encodes 343 amino acids. Gene Ontology annotation, molecular function: hydrolase activity, hydrolyzing N-glycosyl compounds.